Molecule: messenger RNA, 1717 nt
Organism: Polypterus senegalus (gray bichir)
Lineage: Eukaryota; Metazoa; Chordata; Cladistia; Polypteriformes; Polypteridae
Gene: gmds
Product: GDP-mannose 4,6-dehydratase
Exons: 11
Coding region: 187-1269 (360 amino acids)
Biological process (GO): GDP-mannose metabolic process
Molecular function (GO): GDP-mannose 4,6-dehydratase activity
Source: RefSeq, a predicted model, not a curated record
UUUCCGCAUUUUCCUCUUCGCUUUGUUAAGUCCUCCGCUUGGUUACAGGACCGCUCAUAUUCAAAGUGUCACAUAUGUCUUCCUGGUGCAUCUUCUGAAUCUGCUUGCUCCCUUGAUAACGGUGUGGUGAGUGCUGUACACAAGAAGUAGUGCCUCAGAUAUCAAGUCAGAACUUCAAAGGUGAUUAUGGCACAGUGUGAUAAAAUGAAUGGACAGAGAAAAGUAGCUUUAAUCACUGGAAUCACAGGGCAGGAUGGAUCAUAUUUGGCUGAGUUCCUUUUGAACAAGGGGUAUGAGGUGCAUGGCAUUGUACGAAGAUCUAGCUCAUUUAAUACUGGAAGGAUUGAACACCUAUACAAAGAUCCUCAAACCCAUACAGAAGGAAAUAUGAAGCUUCAUUAUGGUGAUCUUACAGACAGCACUUGCUUGGUCAAGAUUGUUAAUGCAGUUAAACCUUCAGAGAUUUAUAAUCUGGGAGCACAGAGCCAUGUUAAGGUUUCUUUUGAUUUGGCUGAGUAUACUGCAGAUGUUGAUGGAAUUGGCACUCUUCGCCUCCUAGACGCGAUCAAAACCUGUGGCUUAACUAACAGUGUCCGCUUUUAUCAAGCAUCCACAAGUGAACUUUAUGGUAAAGUUCAAGAAAUACCUCAGAAAGAAACCACACCUUUUUACCCUCGCUCUCCUUAUGGUGCAGCCAAGCUGUAUGCCUUCUGGAUUGUUAUAAACUUUAGAGAGGCCUACAACCUGUUUGCUGUCAAUGGCAUUCUUUUCAACCAUGAGAGUCCAAGACGAGGAGCUAAUUUUGUUACUCGAAAAAUUAGUCGCUCUGUGGCCAAGAUUCACCUCGGACAGCUGGAUUGUUUCAGCCUAGGCAAUCUGGAUGCCAAGAGAGAUUGGGGUCACGCCAGGGACUAUGUUGAGGCUAUGUGGCUGAUGUUGCAGCAAGAUGAGCCGGAAGACUUUGUUAUAGCGACUGGGGAGGUACACAGUGUCCGGGAAUUUGUAGAAAAAGCAUUCAAGCAUAUUGGAAAGACAAUUAUAUGGGAAGGUGAAAAUGAGAAUGAAAUUGGACGGUGUAAAGAGACAGGCGUGACCCAUGUGAGGGUUGAUUUAAAAUACUACAGACCCACUGAAGUGGAGUUUUUGCAAGGUGACUCCACUAAAGCAUGCGAAAAACUAGGAUGGAAACCAAAAGUUUCUUUUGAAGAGCUUGUGAAGGAGAUGCUGGAAUCGGAUAUUAAACUGAUGAAGAACAACCCCAAUGCGUGAUUCCUGCAAGGCUGCUACUUGAAGAACUAAAGAUGAACUCCCAAAUCCUGAUGAUUACAGUCUGAUUGAUGGUUUUAUCUCUCUAAAUUUACUACAUUAGAAAUGAAAUCUUUUUUAAAUGAAAUAACCAAUGAUUCUGAUUUCCUCAAAAUAAUGUAAUCGGCUCCAUGAUUUGUAACAUUAAAAAAAUUACAUUUUAUUCUAUUUCUUAUGAAACGUUUGCCUUUGGUUAUCUACAUGGUGUUUAUGUUUACUUAUUAUAAAAUGUUUUUUAUUUUUUAAAAAGAAGUUCAUUUUGGGUGGUGGGGGUAUAAUUAGUAUUUUAAAGUUUCCGGUGUAUGAAGAAAGUUUUAAUCAUGGACAUGAAUAUUAUGGUGUACUGAUGUACAUUUUUAUUUAAAAAAAUAAAACUAACAAAAAACACAAUAUUUUGUCCACUUCUUUCUGU